ACCAGCCGUCGCCUCUCCAACCGCAGAGCCUCUCUCGUCCACACGAAGCUCCAGCGUGCGCGCCCGUGCACGUCGCACCAAUUUAUACGCCGCUCGUUUCUCGCCGUCGCCUCUCCACUCCCAUCUCUCAUCAUUUUCCCAACCAGCAGCUAAUCGGCGCACGUGAAGCCUGAGCUGAGCUGAGCUGUAGAGCGAGCGACCAGAGCGUAGAAGAAGCCAUGAGGAUCCAGUGCGACGCGUGCGAGGGCGCGGCGGCGACGGUGGUGUGCUGCGCGGACGAGGCGGCGCUGUGCGCGCGCUGCGACGUGCAGAUCCACGCCGCCAACAAGCUGGCCAGCAAGCACCAGCGCCUCCCGCUCGAGGACGCCGCCGCCGCCGCCGGCCUCCCGCGCUGCGACGUCUGCCAGGACAAGCCGGCCUUCGUCUUCUGCGUGGACGACAGGGCGCUCUUCUGCCGCGACUGCGACGACUCCAUCCACGUCCAGGGCACGCUCUCCGCCAACCACCAGCGCUACAUCGCCACCGGCAUCCGCGUCGGCUUCAGCUCCGUCUGCAGCGCCCACGCCGACACCCACCCGCCGCCCUCCAAGCCCAAGGCGCCGCAGAUCGCCGCCGUCCCCAGGGCGGCGCCGGUCUCCGCCGCGGCGCAGGAGGUGCCGUCGUCGCCGUUCCUGCCGUCGUCCGGCUGGGCCGUCGAGGACCUCCUGCAGUUCUCCGACUACGAGUCCAGCGACAAGCAGAAGGGUUCUCCGUCUCCUCUCGGGUUCAAGGAGCUGGAGUGGUUCGCCGACAUCGACCUGUUCCACGACGACCAGGCGCCGGCGCCAAAGUGGGGCGGAACCGCGGCGGAGGUGCCCGAGCUCUUCGCCUCGCCGCAGCCGGCCAGCAACGCCGGCUUCUACAAGACAGCCGGAGCGCGCCAGAGCAAGAAGGCGAGGGUGGAGCUGCCCGACGACGACGACGAGGACUACCUCAUCGUUCCCGAUCUUGGAUGAGAUAUCUGAACUGAAUAUAUAGUUCGUAUGUGUGAUGCACUAUGUAGUAAUAAACUACUUAAUACGCGUGUGUGCAUGUAUGCAAACGGAUUCUGCCAUCUUUUUGUGCCGAUCGCUUAGUUGCCGUGGAAAAUAUGAAGCUGCAAGGUGAUUCGGGGAAAUACUUUCAGAAACAAGAUGGGUUUAUAAGUGUAAUAUACUGUGGAAAACAUGUACUGCUUUUAAGUUUA
This is a messenger RNA of Aegilops tauschii subsp. strangulata, 1225 nucleotides long. Its product is annotated as B-box zinc finger protein 24. NCBI's taxonomy places the organism in Eukaryota, Viridiplantae, Streptophyta, Magnoliopsida, Poales, Poaceae. Gene Ontology annotation, molecular function: zinc ion binding. The record is from RefSeq and is a predicted model, not a curated record. Gene Ontology annotation, biological process: regulation of DNA-templated transcription; photomorphogenesis. Gene Ontology annotation, cellular component: nucleus.